UUGCCAACAAUCUGAGGCAGCCUUUUCCGGAGCCAGUCAGCAGAGUGUGGUGUGUGUGUCUGUCUGUCGGCUACACUUGACUCUCCGCCGGACCCGACACCUGGAAGCAUGCUGUCCUUUGCGAGACAACUCACACGGCCCCUGUGCCACAGAGCCCCACUUCGUCUCGGUCUACGUGGGCAGCAGUCCCAUGCUGCCACUCAUUCAGUAAAUGAAGACCGACCAUGGACGGGCCAGGAUAGUCUGGCUCAGGAUGACCCCGAGAUGUGGGAUCUUCUGCGUAAAGAGAAAGACAGGCAGUGCCGUGGCUUGGAGCUCAUUGCCUCUGAGAAUUUCUGCAGUCGAGCUGCUCUGGAAGCACAGGGCUCCUGUCUGAACAACAAAUACUCUGAAGGCUACCCAGGACGACGAUACUAUGGUGGAGCAGAAGUGGUCGACCAAAUUGAGCUACUGUGCCAGAAGCGAGCUUUGGAGGCUUUCAACCUGGACCCAGAUCUGUGGGGUGUGAAUGUCCAGCCAUACUCGGGCUCGCCUGCUAACUUUGCCGCAUACACCGCUGUGCUGAACCCCCAUGACCGCAUCAUGGGCCUGGACCUGCCUGACGGGGGACAUCUGACACAUGGCUACAUGUCGGAUGUAAAGAGGAUCUCCGCUACCUCCAUCUAUUUCGAGUCUAUGCCCUACAAACUAAAUACUGCAACAGGACUCAUAGACUAUGAGCAGCUGGAGUUGACAGCCAAGCUGUUCCGGCCCAAAAUCAUCAUUGCUGGCACAAGCGCCUAUGCCCGCCUCAUUGACUAUGCCCGCGUCAAGAAGCUGUGCACUGACAUCAAUGCCUACAUGCUUGCUGACAUGGCCCAUAUAAGUGGCCUGGUGGCAGCCAGUGCCGUCCCCUCUCCCUUUGACCAUGCUGACCUUGUCACCUCUACCACACACAAAUCCCUCCGUGGAGCCAGGGCCGGCCUCAUCUUCUACCGCAAGGGCGUUCGCUCAGUGGAUAAGAAGGGGAAGGAGAUCAAGUAUGACCUUGAGGACAAGGUCAACUUCUCAGUCUUCCCCUCUCUACAGGGUGGACCUCAUAACCAUGCCAUUGCUGGUGUGGCUGUGGCACUCAAACAGGCCAAUUCUCCCAUGUUCAAGGAGUAUAUCGCCCAAGUACUGAAGAACGCCAAGGCUAUGGCUGAAGGUCUUCUCAGUAAAGGCUACACCCUGGUAUCAGGUGGGACCGACAAUCACCUGGUCCUAGUAGACCUGCGGCCUAAGGGCAUUGACGGAGCUCGAGCCGAAAGGGUUCUGGAACUUGCGUCAAUCACAGCCAAUAAGAACACCUGCCCUGGGGACAAGAGUGCCCUGACUCCUGGUGGCCUCAGGCUAGGUGCUCCAGCCUUGACCUCCAGGCAAUUCAAAGAGGCGGACUUUGUGCAGGUUGUCGAGUUCAUGGACGAGGGCUUCAAGAUUGCUUUAGAUGUCAAGAAAAAGACUGGCAAGCUCCAAGACUUCAAGACUUUUCUCCUUCAGGACCCAGAGACUGUGGCUCGCAUCGCUGAUCUGCGCCACCGCGUCGAAACUUUUGCCAGGCCCUUUCCCAUGCCAGGCUUCCACGAUCAUUAGACUAGUCUGUAUGGACUCGGUGCUGAAAGCCAGGUGAUAAAAAUCUGGCUGAGCAGAAAUGUCUUAGGAGAUGGGAUAUGUGUCAAGUGGCGCUCAGAUGUGGUUGGUGUCGGGGAAAGUGGGCUAAAUGUUGGAAGUUCUUUUUUAUACUUCUUUGCAGUCAUCACUCAGAUUGUUCUUACAAAAAACAUAACCCUCAUUUUGAGGUUCAAAAAACAUUAUUACAGCAGGCUUUUUUUUUAGGGGCAUAUAAAUGUUUUGUAUUGAAUGUGUAAAGAUCUGUCUCUUGGCUUUACAGCAUUCCUGUCAUGCGGCAAUUAUCGGAGAAUGUCAGAAUGUACAUGAACCAACCGUUAUCGUUUACAGAGACUGUGACCUGAUAAAUGUUAAACUAGUCGUAAUAAAUUAAAUUGAAGAGUCUUAAUGCUAGAUAAUUAUAUUUACAUGGAGAUGUGUGCAUAGUUUACCACUCUUACUUACGGUACGUCAACAAAAGCUUCACAAUGGGAGGAUUUGUUCUGUCAAACAGUGUUGUGUUGACCAUGUAACAUUUUUUGGGUCGAAAUGAAAACAAUAAAAGAAAAAUAUCACUUGGGAAAUGCUAGAGCAACUAGGGCAAAGUGCAACUGUCUUUUAUUAUACUACAGUCCAAUGACUACAUAUUUGGUCAAAUAAAUAAUCACAAAAAGGCAGCAAAGAUAAUAUACCAUGAGCUAAACGGUACAAGAUCCUAUCAAUGCUGCCUUUUUAAUGUCAAAAUCUAACCAGGUUUGUUGAUUCCUAUUGAGGUGAUUUUCAUCUGCUUUCUUUCUACAUAUCAUAGGUGUCGCGUUUCUAUUGCUCUGUUUUAUAUAGUUACAAAUGAUUAAUAAAAUAGCCAAAUGGGGAACAAAGAUAUCCUCCCCCUUUGUUUCACACGGUCUUUUAAGUGCAUUUAAAAAUAGUAUAUAAAUAUACAUUUGUAUAUAUUGUUAGGAAGAAUUCCUAAAUGACAGUGUAUCGCACAUCAUUUUCGGUGGCCUGUACUAAUAUUCUAGUAUAAUUUGUUUCUCUAGAGAAGGUUUGUUAGAAGUGCAGUCACUCCCUGACUUCAGUGUCCUUUACAUCCCUGCAUGGAAACUGAAGCAGCUGGAUUUCAUAAAACAUUUUUUUACAGUACUUUGUUGUCUCUCUGGUUCACAGAUUGGCACUGUUGUCAUUAUCACUGCAUCAGUGAGGAAACUAAAUUUAUGCCUGAGAAAUGGUCUUAGAGCACAAAUGAGGAAAACAAUAUUGGAAAUGGUGUGGUGCUUUCUUACUAUGCACAAAACAGCUUCUUUAAGUAAACCGAACUGGCCAAGUGAGUGGAUGGUUUUCACAGCAAAUGGAAUAGACUUACAGCCAAAGUUAACCAACAAGUAUUUUAUCAGUGUUGAUUGUCUGUUUUCAUCUCUUGACCUGUUGCCAGCAAUUGUACAUCAAAUUUGAAAUGCCAUAUAUAACCAUUUAUGUUCAUAGCCAAAUCCUAAUAAAAUGAAAUGAUGCAAGCAUAA
Molecule: messenger RNA, 3143 nt
Organism: Solea solea (common sole)
Lineage: Eukaryota; Metazoa; Chordata; Actinopteri; Pleuronectiformes; Soleidae
Gene: shmt2
Product: serine hydroxymethyltransferase 2 (mitochondrial)
Exons: 12
Coding region: 109-1611 (500 amino acids)
Biological process (GO): purine nucleobase biosynthetic process; L-serine catabolic process; protein homotetramerization
Cellular component (GO): cytosol; mitochondrial matrix; BRISC complex
Molecular function (GO): serine binding; cobalt ion binding; mRNA regulatory element binding translation repressor activity
Source: RefSeq, a predicted model, not a curated record